CGUAAUCAAAAUUUGUUAAAGUUAAGAAAUCAAGCACAAUGAAAUCAACAUAUAGCGUAGAGAGCCUGACCCAGAAUACAACUCCAAAGACACGCAAAUCGGCUAAAAAUACGUUGAAAAAGAGAUCGAGUCCAGCACAUUCCUCCGCGCUAUUCGACGAGGAAAAUGAUUUUGAGGGGCCAACGAGAUGUCGCUGCCAGCGAUGUGAAAUUCUCCAUCCAACGGACAGGAUACGCAUCGAGGGGGAAAGGGUAUUUGAAAAUGUGAUUAAAGUGCAGGAUGCUGUCGAUCAGAAUGUGGAGGGAUUGCUCAAUGAUCUGCAAGAGCUAAUCAGCUUCAAGUCGAUCUCUGUGCAGCCAGAGAUGCUGGCGGAGAGCAUGAAGGCGCUCGAUUGGCUAGCGGAUCGCUUGGAUAAUUUAAAGUUUCAAACCAUGGAUCAUUAUGUGCCCGACGAUCCCGAAAAUUGUUUUGAGGAGCCGCAUCGCAAGGUGCUCUUCUCCCGCUACUUCUCGUCACCCACAAAAAACACAGUGCUGAUCUAUGGGCAUCUGGAUGUGGUGCCAGCUAAGCCAGACUGCUGGCUCCAUGACCCCUUCACUAUGCAUCUGGAGCAGGGUGUCAUCUAUGGCAGGGGUGUGACCAGCGGCAAGGGAAUGCUAGUCGGCUGGCUGCAGGCCAUCGAAUGUUGGCUGAAAGUGCACGGGGAUCUGCCCAUUAAUGUGAAGAUCAUUGUCGAUAUGUUGCACGAGGUGGGCAACAGCGGAUUGCAUAUCUAUGUGAAAGAGAGAAAAGACUUCUUUCUCGACGUGGACUUUAUGGUCUUCGAUGCGAACUCGUGGCUGAACAACAAUAAUCCCAUCAUCGCUUGCAGUCUCUCCGGCUGGGCUCAUUUUGGCAUUGAGGUCCGUGGCGGCAAUAAGACCUUGGAGAGUGGCCUCGCUGGUGGUUUAGUCUUUGAGCCGAUGAUCGAUCUGUGUCAUCUGAUGAAUAGUCUCGUCAACGAUGACCAUGACAUUCUCAUUCCAAACGUUGAGCUGCACGUGAAGGCACUGGCUACUCACGAAUGGCAGCUGCUCGAGAAGGCGGACUUCCAGACCUAUGCCUACAAGGAGCAGCUCUAUAUACGACGCCUGAGGAACGAGGGAAACAAGGUGGAAAUGCUGCAGAAUCGCUGGUGUAAGCCAACCCUGACCAUGCACGGCGUUGAGGGAGCAGACAGUCAUCCCGGCUGCAGGCGAAUGCUGCCCAUGCGCGUGGUGGGCAAGUUCUCAAUUAAGCUGGUGCCCGAUCAGGAUGUGAAACAGAUUCAAUCCGAUGUCAACGAUUAUUUGGAACGAUGUAGCAGCGAACUUGAUAUAGGCACCAAGAUGACCGUUCAUCUGCUUGACGGUUGUGAACCGAGUUCCUGGUCGAGCGACUCCACAUUGACGAAGGCCGUCAUAAAUGCUGUGUUCGAUGUCUUUCAAAAAAUGCCGAUUGUCACCGAAGGAAUACCCAUUUGUUUGCCCGUUGCGAGCGUGUUGGGGAAUCUGAUAGAUAAGCCCAUCAUGUUGGUGCCUUAUUGGCGUCGUCGGGAUCACCAUCACCAGGAGAACGAGUACAUUGAGGAGCGAUGCGUCAUGCAACAUGCCAAAGUCUGUGCCAAUCUCUUCUACGAACUGAGUGUGAUUUCCAGCAAGUGCAAGUGCCAUCUGCUCACGGACUAUUGCAAUCGGCGUGGAAUUAUGGAGAAACUGGAUGAAGAGCGUGGCUACUUCAAUAAUGAGUCACCGGCAUCCCGGCGUAACCAAUUGAUGAACGUCUUCAGGAAACACGAUAAUGUCUCCCAUUUGACGCACAAAAGGCGCCCGUUCAAUGCACGUUUCAAGAACUUUCUUUGCAUACCAUUUGCCUGGAAGAGGAUCAGGAAACACCAAAAGCAUUAA
Molecule: messenger RNA, 1925 nt
Organism: Drosophila grimshawi
Lineage: Eukaryota; Metazoa; Arthropoda; Insecta; Diptera; Drosophilidae
Product: cytosolic non-specific dipeptidase-like
Exons: 1
Coding region: 39-1925 (628 amino acids)
Biological process (GO): proteolysis
Molecular function (GO): peptidase activity
Source: RefSeq, a predicted model, not a curated record